AAGCUCAGAAAAUAUGACCGUUGCCGCACCCUAUAUAUACCUUAAUCAUCUCCGUCGCCACCUUAUGCAAAAAAAAACAUCACUCCCCUUCGCAAACAAAAAAUCUGCUGCUGGAAUCCAGACACCCACCAAAUCACCACCACCACCACCCAGUCGCCGGAAUCUGACCCACUUUACAACAUUUUCAACCAAUUCCCAACAUGGGUCUCCCCAUUAACAACAACCCACCAACCUCUCGAUCACACAACCACACUCACAACGUCUUCCUCUUCUGCAACUACAUCCUCUUAGGCGCAGCCUCCAGCUGCAUCUUCCUAACACUCUCCCUCAGACUCGUUCCCUCGAUAUACGGAUUCUCUCUCAUCCUCCUCCAUGUCCUCACCAUUGCCGGGGCUGUCUCCGGCUGCUGUGCCGUGGCCUCCUCGGGUACCAGUAGGUGGUAUGCAGCUCACAUGGUGGCCACCGUCCUCACGGCCAUAUUUCAGGGGUCGGUGUCGGUGCUCAUCUUCACGAGAACCGGAGAUUUUCUUGGGGAAUUGAAGUCUUAUGUGAGGGAAGAAGAUGGUGUUGUGAUAUUGAAAUUGGCUGGUGGGUUGUGUGUUGUGAUCUUCUGCUUAGAGUGGGUGGUGCUAACACUUGCAUUUUUCUUGAAGUACUAUGCAUAUGUGGAAGGUAAUACAAGUAAUGCAAUGAAGCAGACUGGUAAGGUACAUGAGGAGGAUCAGAUGAAAGAUUGGCCAUGGCCUUUUCAGGUCUAACUAAAUGGUUUGUUUUUUUUGUUUUUUAUUUUUAUUUUUAUUUUUACUUUUUUAUAUGGGUACUCUCACAUAGAUAUAUGCAUAUAUAUUUCAUUUGUUUGUUAAAAAAUUCAUCAAUUUGUUUGGAUCAGUUUGUAAUUUAUCUGGUUUUGUUUGCAGACAAAUACCAUGAGAUUGUAAUGUUUUCUUAUAUAAUUAUUCACAUACAUUGUUA
Cornus florida is the source of this 972-nucleotide messenger RNA. RefSeq lists its product as uncharacterized. NCBI's taxonomy places the organism in Eukaryota, Viridiplantae, Streptophyta, Magnoliopsida, Cornales, Cornaceae. The transcript has a single exon. The coding region runs from base 201 to 758 and encodes 185 amino acids. The record is from RefSeq and is a predicted model, not a curated record.